AUGAUCAAUGGCUAUCGAUCCAGUUCCUUACUGGUCCUAUCAGUUAACAUCUCUAUGACCUUUGUUGUACUGGGGUUAAUCUUGCACCUUUCCACCAUUUACGCCUUGUUUCGGCCUACAAUGCGCCGCAGAGUUCUGGCCCCAAUGAUGCUCAACAUCUGUAUUGUUUCGAUAAUUCUAACAGCCUGUGGCCAUUCCGUCUCAAUGGGCAUCGACUUCAAAGGGGAAACAAACAAUAAUACACUGGUAUUCCCGUGCAAGUGGACGGCUUUUGUGGGCAUCUGGGGCAGCUGUGCUUACUCGUCAACUUUGUGUGGGAUGAACGUGCUCUCUGAAAUCUUCAUGCUUCGAUGUAGCGGCGGCCGUCCUCAAUCAGUGUCAAGGAGAUCUAAUAUCGCCCUAUUAUUGCUACUGUGGAUAUAUCCUCUCCUUGUGGGCGCUCUAUCGUAUUUUGUUGGGGAUCUCUAUCGCAUAUCUGCAUCCGAUCUGACCUGUGAUCUAAAUUGGCUCUCUGAAAAAUACCUUUUCAAUACCUUCAGUAGUUUUGCAAUAUAUCUACUGCCAAUGUUGCUCUGUCUAACCAUGCAAUAUAACAUUUUAAGGUAAAGUAUUUCUUACAGUUAUGCUUUUUCUACAGGAAGCGCAAGUUCGAAAUUAGCACGCUGGGAAAAAAAGUGCCGAAAAAUCGGCCACAAAUUUGUUCCAUUUAAAAAAAUAUAUAUGCAUGGAAUGUUAUCACUAUCUCUUAGCUAUAGAAGAUAUUGAGUGGAGCCUUUCAUUAUUGAAUUUUCUUACGUUAUUGUUUCAAAUUCAUUUUUUUGGAUUAGUACUGUGCACGACCAAAAAGCCUAUUUUGUGACGUCAUCACUUGUGACGUCACAAGAAUUUGCACUGUAUUUCUGCAAAGUAUCACUGUUUCAGGCUACAUACCUUUGAAGGAGAAACUUUUGGGAGUUUUGAUUUUUUAAUUACCCACUAGAGAACUAAAGAAACGCAGUAUUGACGUGCACGACAUCAACCACUUCCGGUUUACGUGCGUCUGUUAAAAACGUCCUUGCUUGAGUUCCCUAUGCGGACGGUAAAAUCACUAAAUGGCGUGAAACAAGAUUGAAAAGACACUCAACAAUACGCACAACACAACACAAAGCGAACCAGCUAUGGUUUCCUCAACACCAAGGCGUGAACACCCCAAAAUUUGUCCUUAGACUUGUUGGACGGAACACACCCAGUUGAGUUUGCUGAGCAAAACGAAUGAUGUUCCAAAUCAGAAAAAAUAUAUCGGUAAUUCAUUGAUAUUAAACUGCACCUAUUAUUUUCGUUAAUGCAGAAUCUGGCAAAGAUCUCAGAGUACAAGAAACAUUGCUAUCAGACGCAAACUUCUGUAUCGAAGAAAAAUCAACUACAUGGUUAUUGGCUUGACUGUCUAUUUCUUUGCCAGCCAUUUACCAAAUCACGUGACAAAUGUUGCUGCUAUGGUGAUGAGAUAUUACCCCCAUUCAACCAUUACUGCUUUUGCAUUGGAACUGCUAGCCGAAUCAAAUGUGCUUUGUCCUCCACUCGCUUACUUAAUUCUAAAUUCAAGGUUCAGAUCGACUGUAAAGAUCAUGCUCAGUGGUAGUGCCAGACGGAGAAAUCACAAUAGAAACGAGAGGAUCCUCCAGCCAAGAGAGAUCAGAGCCCGUAAUCAAAUGCAGGGAGGGGGAAAUAAAAGGAGAAUAGCCCCCAAU
Molecule: messenger RNA, 1727 nt
Organism: Porites evermanni
Lineage: Eukaryota; Metazoa; Cnidaria; Anthozoa; Scleractinia; Poritidae
Source: the annotation of a GenBank genome assembly